AUGGGUUAUUACCUCUUCAUGGUGAAGGGUAAUGUCAAAGCCAGAGUGGAGCACAGACAGGAGGAGAUAGCCCUCCCUCUGGACUACUCCUUUUUCCAAGUCAAAGCACCUGUGGAGAUCCUGCGUUUUCCACCACGAAUUGACUCACCAUUGGGAUUGAAGACGCCUAAGGACGCAUCGGGUAAGUGGCUGACCAAAGCACUAAAAUUAAACAACAAUAUUGUGGAGGAUCUCGUUGAUCUGCCACGUGUUGUUUCUAGUCUCUUCCCCUACGAGCAAUGGCUCACGUGGUUAGACCUUUCCUGCAACCUCUUGCAUCAAGUUCCACCUGAACUACUUCUCUUGACAAGUCUCAAAGUUCUCUACCUCCAUGGCAACAAGAUUGCCACAACUAGAGAACUAGCGAGGCUGCAUCCGCUCAAAAACCUCAUAAAACUCACAGCUCAUGGAAAUCCAGCCGAGCUGGAGGUGGGCUACUUCAUCACAAUGCUGGCAGCGCUGCCCAACCUACUUAAGCUUGACUUCACCGCCAUUUCAAUCAAUGAGCGACUGGCUGCUGACCAAAUUCGAAAAUCGGAACAGAUUCACAGACGAUAG
Molecule: messenger RNA, 597 nt
Organism: Hydatigera taeniaeformis
Lineage: Eukaryota; Metazoa; Platyhelminthes; Cestoda; Cyclophyllidea; Taeniidae
Source: the annotation of a GenBank genome assembly